Coccinella septempunctata (seven-spotted ladybird) is the source of this 6206-nucleotide messenger RNA. RefSeq lists its product as uncharacterized. Gene Ontology annotation, cellular component: nucleus. The coding region runs from base 493 to 5124 and encodes 1543 amino acids. Gene Ontology annotation, biological process: regulation of transcription by RNA polymerase II. NCBI's taxonomy places the organism in Eukaryota, Metazoa, Arthropoda, Insecta, Coleoptera, Coccinellidae. The record is from RefSeq and is a predicted model, not a curated record. Gene Ontology annotation, molecular function: DNA-binding transcription activator activity, RNA polymerase II-specific; RNA polymerase II cis-regulatory region sequence-specific DNA binding. The transcript is spliced from 4 exons.
GUCGCGGCAACACGAAAACGUAGGCGCGACUGAACGUCCACCGAAUUCAAUGAAUUCAAAUUCACAGAAUACCUCCGUCGAUGUGACAGCACAAGGAACGCUGUAUUUCGUUACGUAGGAGAGUAUAUCUUUAUCUCUCUCUCCACCUAUCUUACCUGCAUCCCCUACUCUCCGCGCCGAGCCAAUGAGGGACCGUUUCUUUGACGGCUUCAAGCUCCCGGGUGAGUUGAUGUUGAUCUUUUUACUUUUUAAUUCACUUUGGAACACAAGUUGAGCGAGAGAGGGACGUAGCCGAGCUUUUCAGAUCUGCUCUCGCCGUGUUCGAUACAUGUUCAUCAUCGAGCGUUAACCCUUCUGUGCGUGCUUCUGUGUUCUUUUCGGAUUUUCCUACAGUAACUCUCCAGUUUUAUGUGAUACUGAAGUGCCUCGAAUCUGUGAUGUUGGACAUAGUGAUGGAUUAUAUCCUGCUUCAUCUCAGUAGCUGAUCCAGAAAUGCAGGGCGUAGUAUUUAUGCACCAACAAGGUUCACCACCUCCAAAUAAUACUUCAGACAUGGAAGUAUCGCAUAGUCCAAUGAACUACUCAACCAAAGAAAAGACAGACCAAAGCAACCACGACUCGGGCGUCUUCUCGACGACCAACAACUCAAUCUACGAAACCACGGAGAACCACAGCCGCACCACCCAGUCGGAAAACUGCCCCUCCGAGAAUGGAAGCGACUGCGGCUCCAACGACAAAUUCUCCUGUCCCAUAUGCGCGACAGUUCUAACCUCCCAACACGAGUUCACGUUGCACAUCAAAUCCCACAACAGCGACAACGAAACGUGGCAAGACGACAAGGGCUACACCUGCAGGAUCUGCUUCAAGGUCCUCAGCUCCAGCUCCAGCCUGGACAGGCACGUCCUGGUGCACAGCGGCGAGAGACCCUUCCAUUGCAAAUACUGCGGCGACACCUUCACCACCAACGGCAACAUGCACAGACACAUGCGCGCCCACUCGGUGAAGAACAAGAGCUACGAGUCGGACGGCAGCACCGACAGCAGCGCCAGCAACACCGAGUACAACAACAACAGGGUGAAAUCCAAACUGGUCAGGAAACGGAAGCUGGAACAAGACGACGAUGAGCUAAUCUGCACCAAGAGAACCUUCUCCGGUGACGUUCCCAGGACCUACAGAUGCCCGGUUUGCGAAAGAAACGACUUCGACUCUGUGUCCGUGCUGGAGACCCACAUGGAAGACAACCACCCCGAUUACCCCGCCAAGUGUCACCAGUGCAACAACGUGUUCUCCAACCAGAAACAGCUGGAGGUCCAUCGGGCGGCCACUCACGACAACGUGAACCCCAAACAUUCCGUCGUCGGUUUCAAAGAUCUAACUUUCGUGGACUUCUCCAGCGAGAAGUUUCCCCACAUAGCUCGUUACGAGUGCGAGAAGAACCUCCACAAGGGGUCGGGUAGCCUCAAGUUCCAGUGUAAGAAAUGCAACCGUUUCUUCCCUUGCUCCAGUUCGCUGGAAUACCACGAGAAAGACUGCAAGGAAAGCGUGACCGGUCUGGACCUGUCCUCGCAAAAAUUGACGGAAGUGGAAGUCAGAAGAAACGACUUCUUCUCCCGCUUGAAUCUCCAAGAUGUAUCGCCUGAAAAACAUAUCACUAACAAGAACGAAAACUGCGUAAAGACCGAGUAUAAACUGAUGCCGGAUAACAACAAAGAUCUGGCUGAUAUACAGACCAUAAUAUCCAUGACGACUAGUGGCAGUCUGUUGCAACAGCUCCAACACAAGACGAACGAAAUGACCAACAGCCUGCAAAAGUCGCACCCGGACAUACAGCAGCAAGAAUCCUCGAAGAACGAAGAGGAGGAAACUCAAGAUGCCUUCGCCGUUGAGUUUCGAAAGAUGAAGUUGAAAGGGGAGUUCCCUUGCAGGUUAUGCACUGCCAUUUUCCCGAACUUACGAGCUUUAAAGGGUCAUAACAGAGCCCAUCUGAAUGGUAACAACAACGGAUCGUACCGGUGUAACAUGUGCCCACAUUCCUCCGUAGACAAAGCUGCUUUGAUCCGUCACAUGCGAACUCACAACGGUGACAGACCGUACGAAUGCUCCCUGUGCAAUUACGCCUUCACCACCAAGGCGAACUGCGAGCGUCACCUCAGAAACCGACAUGCCAAAACCACGAGGGAGGAGGUGAAGAAGGCCAUCAUUUACCACCCUUCGGAGGACCCGACGAACGACGAAAUGACCAAACUGUCGAACAGGGACGAUUCCAGAAAGAUACACAAUUCUUCCAGCGAGGUUUUCGAUAGCGUUCCGGAUAAGAUACACUGCUCGACUCCGAAAUUCGAGAGCAGACCCGAACUGAAACACAUCGCUACCCCCGAACGCAACCCUUUACUUUCCAACUUGCAAUCGUUGAAGGAGAGUCUGAUGGGUAAAGAACCCUUACAGUUGUUCCCGAACAUCAACGAUGUCAUACGUAACGAGAAUCUGAAGACGCUGAAGGAGUACAGAAACGGCACCAUUCCAGUUCCUCCAUACUUGCCACCUUACGGCUUUCAACCUAAACUGAACAACGUUCCGACUCCUCCUACCCCUGGUAAAAUCCAGGUGAAAGAUCUGAGCGCUUUGAAGAUGAACCCUUACGAUAACAACUCGGACGAAGAAGAUUACGAUGACGACGAGGAAUCCAUCGAUGUUGUGCUGGAUUUGAGCAAGAAGAAACCAACAGUGGAAGAUGCUAAACCAGUCGAAGAUACCCCUCAAGAUUUAUCGGUUAAAUCUUCACCACCGCCUUCUCAAGUUGCCCCACCGAUGGCUGAAAUGCUCCAAGCGAAUCUCCUGAAGAGUCCACCCAAGAUAGACCCGGCAGCCUUCUACGCGCAAUGGGCGUUGCUGAGAAACGGUUUCGCCGGUUUGCCUAGUUGGCCGAGCUUCCCUUUCAAUCCUAUAUUCCUCCAGCAACUCCAGAAUCAAGUGCCAACUGCUGCAACGUCGGAUAUGAAGGAUAGACUGAGGAAUCAGUUGUGCGGUGGUACCGUGAUCGCCGAUAACCGUUUGCAGGCCUUGCAGCAGAUCAGAAACGCCGGUUUGAUACCGAUGGCCAUGAAUAACUUCGGGAAUGACGCAAGGCAAGAGGUGGAGAGUUCAUAUGCGUCCCCGAAAACCACGGAGGAUCUGAGCAGACCGCUGAGUCUAACCAUCGAGCAAAAUAUGAACGAAAGUAUGUCCAAGAUGACCAGUCCGUUACCGCAGGGUAAACCAGAUAUCUUACAGUCCCCAAACUCGGUGAAAAUGGUGAUAAAGAACGGGAUCUUGAUGCCCAAACAGAAGCAGAGGAGGUAUAGGACCGAGAGACCUUUCACCUGCGAGCACUGUUCGGCAAGGUUCACCCUACGUUCAAACAUGGAACGCCACAUCAAACAGCAACACCCCCAAUUCUGGUCGCAACGUCAACGCGGCAACAUCGGAAACCCCGGUAGAAAAUCUCAAGUUUUACCAAUGAAACCAGGUUUCUGCGAUCUGAGCAUCCCCAGCUACGACCUCCAGAAGAAUCAGGGUUACGAGGACAACAAAGAGAUGCUGAGCGACAGGCUUAAAUUCGCCAUCUUAGCUCAGCAUUUGCGGGGGGUUAACAGUUACACCAACGCCAUCAAGAGGGAAGAAGACGAAGAAGACGCUUUGGUCAUCGACGAGAACAGCGAGGAUAAACCGUCCGAUCUUCACGUACCACACGAAGCGUUCCAGAAGGAAGACCAUGAGGAGAUGGAGAAAGAUGAUGAGCACACGACCAAGACUGGUAAAACGGAGGAGAGUCAAGACUUGGUACCCGUGUCUAGGCUGUUGGACAACGCGUCCCAGCAACAGUUCAACGAGUAUUUCAAGAGGGACGUUGAAGAGAAUGGCGCUGGUAGCGAGGAAGACGAAGAAGGGUUGGUGGCGAGUGGGAGUACCAGCGAAGGGAACAUUUCUGGGACUGAUGAGAAUAAAUCUGAAUCGGAAAAUACAGCGCCUGUGAAGAAAAAGUCCGCCUAUUCCCUGGCGCCAAACAGAGUAAGCUGCCCUUAUUGCAGUCGUAAAUUUCCUUGGACAUCUUCCCUACGCCGUCACAUCCUGACCCACACCGGCCAGAAGCCAUUCAAGUGCAGCCACUGCCCCCUGCUCUUCACCACCAAGUCGAAUUGCGACAGACAUCUAUUGAGGAAGCACGGAAACGCCGCCACCACCAUAACCAACGACGUGGUCAACAACAACGCCAACUACCUGAUGAGGAACGUCCCGGAAAGGCCUUUCAAGUGUUCCAACUGUCCCAGUAGUACCUUCUCCACGUACACCAACCUGAAGAAGCACAUCAGUUCGAAACACGCGACCAACGCCCAAGGUGACGACAUCAGGGCUCAGGGGUACGAGGCCGGUAGUUCAGAGGACGAAAAAGUCAACGUUUCCGACAACGUAAACGAGUGGAACAGCCAAAAUCCCCACACGAAAAUGCAAAACCAAGAACCCUUACCGAGUUCCGUGAACGCCGACCAACCGUUCAAAUGCCAUUUGUGCGAAUUUUCCUUCGGGGAACGCCAAGAAGCGUUGGACCACAUUAAGGACAAGCACGCCUCCGAAUACGACCUGCUGAUGUCCAAGAACGCUCUAGACAGCAGCGCCACGACCCCAGAAGAAAGCGCCCACAACGACGAAGAAGACGGCGAGAUCAGGGGAAAAUUUCCCGACUAUUCCAACAGAAAAGUCAUCUGCGCAUUUUGCAUGCGUCGAUUCUGGUCGGCGGAAGAUCUGAGGAGACACAUGAGGACCCACACCGGCGAACGACCGUUCAUGUGCGACAUCUGCCGACGGAGAUUCACACUGAAGCACAGUAUGCUGCGCCACAGGAAAAAGCAUAACGUGAACUUCGAUAACGACGGCGCGAUCAACAGCGACGAUGACGGAAACGGGGUUUCCCCGAAAUACGAGAAUGGAAGCAACAAGAGAGCUGAAGAUUCCGACGGUGGAAACGAAGGGGGAGAUCUCAUCAGUAACCUACUCGGAAUCCGUCCGUCUUUCAUCGAUAAAGUGCUGACGGCGUCGGCAGAUGACGCUGCUAAGCUUCUAGGAGUUAGGAAUGGAGUGAAGGAGUAGUUUCCUUUUUUGGACUUUGUACAACACCAUCUAUGUGAGUUGUGUUACAUUUUAUCGCACAAAUUAUCCGGAAUAGAUAUGAAUAUUUAAUGGAAACUAUUUGUAGGACGUAGAACUGGGUAAAUUUAACACACUUUCGGUUUUUAAAGGUAAAGUGUAAAUAAAUCGAGAUUUUAUUUAUUGUUUUCAAUUUGUAACAUUGUUUCGAUAGUAUCUAUCUGUGAAUAUGAAUUUUAUUUAAUUCUUGUCUGUUAAAAUCAUUUCUAGUCACCAUAAAAUUAUUUUUAUUUUAAUUGAGCUAAGAAAACUUGUAAAUUGAUAUAAAUGGAAUGAGUAUAGACUAGUUAAUACUUGUAGAAAUAUUAUUAUUUUAUCGUAUAUAUGGUAUUAUACCAAUAGGAAUAUCUAACCGAAUUUUGUAAAUAAACUAACGUAAUACGGUCUAGAAAACCAAAGUUCAAACGCGAAUGGGUAAUUCGAAAAAAAAGAUCUUGGAUCAACGAAUGUGUAAAAGUCCCCAUUUUCAAAAUCUUUUAGAUUUAAUAUCUAAAAAAUGUACAGGAAAGCAAUAUAAUUGUUUAUAUUUAAUAGUAAGUGCACUGGAAUUGUUAAAGAGUGUAGUGUUUUCGCUUUAAUGAAAUGGAACAUAAAUCAAAAUUUCUGCAAGCAAGUUGUAGUUUGCUGUGAACGUCAAUGUAGUUUUUAAUAUGUAAAUCACUUAGUUUUUGUUGAUUAUUGUUGCACGUUUUAUAAUUUAAUUAUUCACAUUCACGCUGUGUCUUAUAAAGUACUUGAGGCUUUCGAUGCAAUCUGUAAAUGUAAAAAAUCCUCUUUGUUGAGGAAUGGGGAUUGGAUCGUCUAAGCUAUUAGCAAUUUCGAAGCAAUCUAGAUAUUGAGGAAGUAAUUCGAAUUAUUUAUAUAAGGUGGUUUUAUUACGUAUAUGUUAUUUUGUUAGUUGAACUUUAAACUUAUGCCAUAUUCGAAUAGACGAAAAUUAUAAGGUUUAUGUACAAUGAUGUUAUUGCAUUCCAUAAAAUAUGUAUUUAUUUGAAAUUUAUUUUAAUAAAUUAUGGAUCCAUCUA